AUGAAUGACACAGAUAAUAUUAUCAAAUCUUUACUCCUAGACAUUCAGCUCCAGUUAGCUGUCUUACAUGCCAAUCAAGAACAAAUUAAGAUAGAUAUUAACAGCUUUGGAAAUGAAAUAAUGAUCAAAGGAUCUCCAAAGCAAAAUCUCUCUUUGUUUAUUAAUUCAAAAUCUUGGAAUCAAAGUUACAGCAUCCAAAAAAGCAACACUCAGUGCUAUAAAUUAGUAUUGAUUACUGCUGAAUCUGAGAAUGCUAUCAAAAUUGGGCAUCCAUUGCAAGAGUCAGUCAUCUCUGAAAAGACCGUCAAAGGAGGCAAUUUUGCAAUUAUGUCUUAUCCAAUAAAAACAAUGAUUAAAAUCUUAACACUACCGAAGAGUCAUUAUACUGCAGUUAAUGCUCAGGAAGAUGUUACUAUGCAUAAUGAGGUACUGCGGUUAACCAUCUUCAGAUUUUACAGAUUCAUCAAAAUAAUGUCCGUCACCCAAAUUCUUGAACGUCUAUAUUUUCUGGUAGAUAGUAAAGUAUUAGCCAAAAUUGAGGCUUAUCUACCAGAAAAUAAGACAAAAAAUACAACUAUUAGAAAAUAA
Phycomyces blakesleeanus NRRL 1555(-) is the source of this 588-nucleotide messenger RNA. RefSeq lists its product as hypothetical. The record is from RefSeq and is a predicted model, not a curated record. NCBI's taxonomy places the organism in Eukaryota, Fungi, Mucoromycota, Mucoromycetes, Mucorales, Phycomycetaceae. The transcript has 7 exons. Bases 1 to 588 code for a protein of 195 amino acids.